Octopus sinensis (East Asian common octopus) is the source of this 774-nucleotide messenger RNA. RefSeq lists its product as uncharacterized. NCBI's taxonomy places the organism in Eukaryota, Metazoa, Mollusca, Cephalopoda, Octopoda, Octopodidae. The transcript has 4 exons. The record is from RefSeq and is a predicted model, not a curated record. The coding region runs from base 156 to 725 and encodes 189 amino acids.
AGAAUACUAUUCAAAUACAUUGAUCAUGUGAUUGUUGACUCAAUAGUCACUCCUUAAAUAUCGAGUCAUCUAUCUGUUAAAGAAAAUAAAUAAAUAGCAAGGAGAUGGUGGUUUGAUUGGCACUUGCAUGGCUGUGUGACACCUUAUUAGUUUAAAUGGAAUCACACUGGACAGUUUGGAACACGGACUUUCAUUCUGAUAACUUUGUCAAUGAACUCAAUCCUGCAGAUCCACUUUAUUCCAUCGAUGACCCUAUUCCUACCAAUUGUUCAUUUGGACGAAAGAAACGCCGGGAAGAGAUGACCAUUCCCAAACUACCCAAAUUCUUCAUUAUACCACAUAAGAAUAAUUCAGGUAUAGGCCGAGGUCUGUCAAAGUCUUCAGGAACAGUAACCAAACCAGGACAACUUUCAUUCCAGCAAUCACACAAAGUAUCAGAUGAAGUUUUGUGUGAACAACAACCAAAAUGUUAUCAACCACUAUGUUCCACCAGAUCAGACAAUCUUCAAAAUCUUGCAAGACAUGAGAAGAAAGAAUCAAUAAUUUUUGAUCAAAAUUCAUUCAACAACUUAGAUAUUACCUGUUUUAAGGAAGUUGAAAAAAAUGAUAAUUCAAAGGAGAUAGACAUUUGUAAUGAUAAUGACUUUCCAGAAUUAAUUACUAAUAAUGGUUCUGAAAAUAGCAUCACUAAAAGGACAAGGAAACCUCGAUGCAGUAAAAAAUAGUAAAAAAUGGGCUUUAAAUUUGUUAUUUUUAACCUGUUUCUAUAAUUUA